AAGAUCAUAUGACCAAAUUGAAGUCGUAUGAUCAACCGUCUCUGGUAUGAUGUGAAUUGUAAUCAAACCGCUGUCUGCAUUAACAGAACCCCAGGACACCGUGUUCAGGAAACUCUUCUCUGCGGUAUGUAUGAAAAAUAUGUCCGCUAACUAUGUUGUGCUUUCGUUUAUUUUGUAGGUGACCCACCCAGCAUGAACCGACCAGCCCCCGCUCACAGCCCCACCUGCAGCUGAGUCUCUCCUGAGCCUGAGCUCCAGUGACCUUCCUCAAACACCAUGGAUCCUGGCCAGCAGACCAGCUCUCUUCCCCAGUCCUGUGCAGAGGACUUUUCAUGGGACCACCGCCUUUAUCUUACUUGCCUGGGCUUUGCCUUCUAUGCAGGGAUAUUCCUCUUUUCCCACCUCCUGUCUGUGGCAUUGUCUCACACCUACAACUCCCUGAUAGCUAAAGAGAAGGUUUUCUGGAACCUCGCAGCAACUCGGGCAGUGUUUGGCAUCCAGGGUACUAUAGUAGGUCUCCGAGCCCUGACUGAGGACUCUGCUUUAACCAGAGACAAAGUGAGGGGACAAGAAGACUGGUCGUGGUUCAAUGUCCUCACAGCCACAGGUUUCUUUGUGUUUGAAAAUGUAGCACUUCACACCUCCAGUGUGGUGUUUCGGUCAUUUGACCUCCCACUGGCGACGCACCAUUUCUUUGCUCUGUCCGGAUAUGUAGGAGCCUUGGUGUGUGAUUCCAUGGGCCACUUCCUGCCAAUGGUGACACUGCUGCUAGAGAUGAGCACGCCAUUCACCUGUAUGUCCUGGAUGUUGCUGAAGGCUGGCUGGGCACGCACCCUGUUUUGGAGAGCCAACCAGUGGGUGAUGAUCCACACAUUUCACUGUCGCAUGGUGCUCACUUACUACAUGUGGUGGGUAAGCCUUACCCACUGGGAAGAGCUCAGCACCCAUGUGGUCCUUUUCCCGCGCUUGGUCUUCUUCACUGGCCUCGCUCUACUAACGUGUGUCCUCAACCCCAUCUGGACGUACAAGAAGACCUUGCAGCUGCUUAAUCCUGUGGACUGGAACUUUGGAAACAAGCCGGCACCCCUAAACAGUGCCGCAGAGGGUCACUCCGAGGUUUCUGUCAAACCCCACACCAGCUGAGGCGUACCAAAGAAGGCACUUCCUAUCACAGGAGGCCGUAUUUUUGAAAACUUUUUUUUUUUAUUUUUUAUAUUAGAUCAUGCAUGAAAUGACUUUUAGAGGCAUGAUAGUAAGAAAGGUGUUUUUUAAGAUUUUUCUAUUAUGCUACUUGGUUUACACAUUAAGACCCUUGUGCUAAAAGUGAACUUUGCUAUUCAAAAAAGACCAGCAACAGGUAAAUCCUGACUGUACAAUAUUGAUCAAGUGUGUUACAUUGUCUAACCUUCACACUUUACUUUCAGGCUGUUUUUAGGUUUGUUUGUUUUUCUUUUUCCAGAGGUCAGAAUAUAGAUUUCCCAUCUGGGUAUCUUAGCUUUUAAUAGGUAGAUGUGGUUGUGUAGAACAGUGAAAUGAGGGCCUGCUUGUUUUUAUCACUUGCAGGACACUGUGCAGUAAAAUACAUAUGUAUCAUACACUGUAUUAUACCACAGUAUCAUGAGCUUCCCAUAACGUUAGUCAUUGGAGCUAUUGCAUAUUAAGUGGAAAAUUGGUUCAGUUCAUUCAUGAGUCACAUUGAUGUUUUUGGACUGUGAAUCCUCUCUCAGUAGAAUGGGAAAUAUUUAUCAUGGUCAUGAAAGAAGAGGUUUUUAACACAAUCGUCUUUAUUUGUGGGAGAACAUGCAGGACUGGUCCGCACCACAAAGGCUCUAUUGUCUACAAUGGAGAGGUAAUGUGGCAAAACUGAAGCAGUAUUGAUACACAUUAACAAAGCAACAGGUUGAACACGAUGGUGUUGUUUUUGUAUUAUUAGUAUAAUAACGUUAUUUAUAAUUACGCAACCUCAGAAUUUCACUAACAUUUUAGUUUUGUGUUUUGCACACAAUGGCUUCAUUGUACAGGAAGCCGUGGGCUUGUGUGUUGGGUUUGUCCAUUGUUAUGUGUCUUGCAUCAGAGUUUUGGUUUGUUACUCUGAUGCAAACUUACAAUUUCUCACAUUUCUCAGUGUUUUGUCUGCUACAGCACUAUUACUGUAGCUCAUAUGACGGACUCAAAAGUAUAAAGCUAGGUUUUAUUCAUCUACAUAACUGUAACCUGCCUCACGAAACAGAUGACUGAGAUGACGCUACACUUUGUUCCGUUGAGUGGAUUGUUUUAUACUUUUUUGUACGUCUUACAACCUCAGCAACUGAAUCAACGUGGAUAAGUUCAGAGCAAAAUGUAUUAAUAACAUAAGUACUUUCUUUUGUAAACAGAUAUGACAAUAUUUUCUCACUAACUGUACAUGUGGUCUAAUUUAUUAGUAAAAAAAAAAACAAUAUCAGACACUGUCGAAUUUUUACUUUAUUUAAUUUGUCUAACGACAUAGAAGUAACAUUAUGGGAUGGGUGGAGGAUUCCCUGUAAGACCUAAGGUUUAACAUCUUGUGUGUGUAACCAUUAAUGUAAUUUAGUUUGAGUCACAAAAUAAAAUGUUGGCUCAUA
This is a messenger RNA of Etheostoma spectabile (orangethroat darter), 2603 nucleotides long. RefSeq names its product CLN8 transmembrane ER and ERGIC protein (gene cln8). The record is from RefSeq and is a predicted model, not a curated record. The transcript is spliced from 3 exons. Gene Ontology annotation, molecular function: ceramide binding. The coding region runs from base 277 to 1143 and encodes 288 amino acids. NCBI's taxonomy places the organism in Eukaryota, Metazoa, Chordata, Actinopteri, Perciformes, Percidae. Gene Ontology annotation, biological process: lipid homeostasis; phospholipid metabolic process; nervous system development. Gene Ontology annotation, cellular component: membrane; endoplasmic reticulum.